AAAACCAGAGAGAAGGGAGGGAGGGAGGGAGGGAGAAGCAGAAUAGAAUCAACGCUACCAGAAAAAAGAGCUCCCUCCUCGAUUCCUGUACCCAAACUUUGUCGAAGUUUCCAUUUUGGUCCCCGGUUCUUCUGCUCACCUCGCAGGCAGGCCCUCUCCUGCUCCAUUCAGGGAGCACCGGCGUGCUGCUUCGCAGAUCCGAUCUCUUCCGAUCGGGCGACUUUCAUGAUCUGAGCGGACUCCAGCUGUCGCCAUGGGUAUCAUGUUCACUCGGCUGUUCUCCUCUCUGUUCGGCAACAGAGAGGCUCGGAUCCUCGUGCUUGGCCUCGACAAUGCCGGAAAAACCACCAUCCUUUAUCGUCUGCAGAUGGGCGAGGUUGUGUCGACUAUUCCAACAAUUGGAUUUAACGUGGAAACCGUGCAGUAUAACAACAUCAAGUUUCAAGUCUGGGAUCUAGGUGGGCAAACAAGUAUCAGGCCAUAUUGGAGAUGCUAUUUUCCAAACACGCAAGCCAUAAUUUAUGUUGUUGAUUCGAGCGACACAGAUAGACUAGUAAUUGCCAAAGAUGAGUUCCAUGCAAUCCUGGAGGAAGAAGAGUUAAGAGGAGCUGUUGUACUGAUCUUUGCCAACAAGCAGGAUCUCCCUGGAGCACUUGACGAUGCUGCAAUCGCUGAGGCUCUGGAGUUGCAUAAGAUCAAGAAUCGCCAGUGGGCUAUCUUCAAAACCUCUGCUAUCAAAGGAGAAGGGCUAUUUGAAGGCUUGGACUGGUUAAGUAAUACAUUGAAGUCGGGAGGAGGCUAAAGAAGGACCAGAAAGUAAUUCUGCCCUCUGCCUUUUGUGUUGCUUGUUCAGCCGAGAUUUUCUUUUCUUCUGCCAGGAAUAUCAUUGGACAUACACUGAUUUUUGGAGCAAAUGAGAUCCUUUAUUUCCUAUAGGUGUGAAAUUUCCAUAGAGGUAUUAUAUGAAUGUCGUGACAAGUGACGAUGCUCUCUAGGUUUCUUGCUUCCCUUCCCUCUUUUACUUUCUUCGAACCUCUCCUGCUCGUAAAAAAUAAUUAACUGUAACUCUAGAUUCCAAGUAUUUACGAGGACUACUGAUGCUUUUAACA
This is a messenger RNA of Punica granatum (pomegranate), 1109 nucleotides long. The record is from RefSeq and is a predicted model, not a curated record. Lineage: Eukaryota; Viridiplantae; Streptophyta; Magnoliopsida; Myrtales; Lythraceae.